AUGCCCAUUAUGCUCUCAUCACCUUACAACACAACCCAAUUUUCUGGUGGCCAAAUUAAUGUAUUGCCUCUCCCAGAAACAUCCUCUUCGACAGGCAGCAGCAAUCAGCAUAACAAUGCACAAUCAUCCUCAUCCUCAUAUGCACAUCAACAACAUUCACCUUCUUCAUCCUCAUCCAACUCGGGUGCUCGUGAACAUCCACGCAAGGUAGAAAAGCGCAAAUACGAUGCACAAUCAUCAUCAUCAUCAGCAGCAGCUGCCAGCAAAUCAAGUGGAACACGUACAGGCCGUGGUAGGAAACCACCCCAUGAACUCCUAAGUGAAGCCCAGAAAAAGGCAAACCAUAUUGCAUCCGAGCAAAAACGACGAGCCAAUAUCCGUAUUGGGUUUGAUCAAUUAGUGGAUAUGGUACCCACGCUGAGUCAUUCACAUCGUAGUGAAUCGGUCAUUUUGCAGAAAUCGGCUGAGUACAUCCGACAGCUGGUGAGCAACAAGAAUUCCUUACGUGAGCGUGUACGAGAAUUACAGACCGCAUUAGGAGAUGUGUAA
Messenger RNA from Lichtheimia ornata, 549 nucleotides. RefSeq lists its product as uncharacterized. The record is from RefSeq and is a predicted model, not a curated record. Lineage: Eukaryota; Fungi; Mucoromycota; Mucoromycetes; Mucorales; Lichtheimiaceae. Gene Ontology annotation, biological process: regulation of transcription by RNA polymerase II. Bases 1 to 549 code for a protein of 182 amino acids. Gene Ontology annotation, molecular function: protein dimerization activity; DNA-binding transcription factor activity, RNA polymerase II-specific; RNA polymerase II cis-regulatory region sequence-specific DNA binding. The transcript has 2 exons.